AUGAAGCCUGUGCUGCUUCUCCAGCUGCUGCUGUUGAUUCCUCUAGCACUACAGCUGGUGCUUGGGAGUUUCAGGCAACAUUUUAUAAAGUAUAUUUUGGAACCUCCACCCUGCAGAGUGGCCCCUGAAAACUGUGAUAAAUUCUGUACCUUUCAGGAAGAUUGCCCAAAAGAACUUCAGUGCUGUUCUGCUUUCUGUGGGACGAUCUGUACAUUAAACAAAAAAAAGGUGAAUAAAAGACUGUCCUCGGCAGAGUGGUUCCCCUCAACUGACCAUGACCACUCAGGAGACCUUGGUGUUGCUGGGAAGGUCAGCUGA
Molecule: messenger RNA, 318 nt
Organism: Pteronotus mesoamericanus
Lineage: Eukaryota; Metazoa; Chordata; Mammalia; Chiroptera; Mormoopidae
Gene: WFDC13
Product: WAP four-disulfide core domain 13
Exons: 3
Coding region: 1-318 (105 amino acids)
Source: RefSeq, a predicted model, not a curated record